Haplochromis burtoni (Burton's mouthbrooder) is the source of this 750-nucleotide messenger RNA. RefSeq names its product butyrophilin subfamily 2 member A2-like. The record is from RefSeq and is a predicted model, not a curated record. The transcript has 4 exons. NCBI's taxonomy places the organism in Eukaryota, Metazoa, Chordata, Actinopteri, Cichliformes, Cichlidae. The annotation marks the transcript as partial.
UUCAGAGUUCCUCCCUCUCAGAUGAACAUGAAAGUGAAAGUAACUGACUAGAAAGCAGCAAGCUAUCGAGCUCGGGGAAGAAACUGCAGAGAAAGAAAAGACAAAGUGGACUCUUUGGGUUGUUGUUUUAUCUCGUCCCACUGCGGUCAAGUGAGCCCUCACUAUCUCACACUAGUGACAGAGAUUUCUCCGUGGAGCUACAAAAACACGAUGUAUCGACGGGUGCCAGGUUUGAGUCUCCUGACGCUGUUUAUAUCUUCCUGGACUGCUGCUCCCACUUCAACCAACUUGGUGGUUACCACCACGUCUCCUGUCACUGGGACUCGUGGCCAUCAGGUCACAUUGCCGUGCUGGCUCAGUCCACAGCAAAAUGCAGAGGAGCUGGAGGUACGCUGGUACCGUACUAAUCGCUUUGACAGCCCGGUAAUGCACUACCAGUCAAAAAAGUUCAAAUAUGAAGGUUCCUACGUUGGCCGAGUCUCAUUUGGACUCAAGGAUGCAGCAUCAGGCGGGCUGAAUUCAGGCGAUGUGAGCCUGAAGCUGCUGAACGUCACAAUUGAGGAUACAGGAUAUUACAUUUGUUUGGUCAGCAGCAGCCAGGGUUAUGACAGAUCCCCUGUUAAUCUACUCGUGACAGCUUCGGGAAGUCCUCCUUUUCUAUCAGUAGUGUGGGGAGAAGAUGACAAGGUGAACGUGAGCUGUGAAUCUGAAGGCUGGUAUCCACAGCCUGUGCUGCGCUGGUCAGACAAG